This is a messenger RNA of Acromyrmex echinatior (Panamanian leafcutter ant), 375 nucleotides long. RefSeq lists its product as uncharacterized. The record is from RefSeq and is a predicted model, not a curated record. Lineage: Eukaryota; Metazoa; Arthropoda; Insecta; Hymenoptera; Formicidae.
AUGUGUUUGUCCAUUGCCGCCACCACCACCGCCGCUGCCGCCGUCGCCGUCGCUGCCGUCGCUGCCGCCGCCGCCGUCGCCGUCGCUACCACCACCGCCACCAUCACCACUACUACCACCGCCAUCACCACCACCGUUACCACUAUCGUCACCGUCGCUGCCACCGCUACCGCCUCCUCCGCCUCCACCACCACCACCACCACCACCAACACCAUUAUCAUACCAACACCACUACCACCACCAUCACAACGUCACCAUCCCAUCAUCGUCACCACCAUCAUCAGCAUCACCGUCGUACGGAAGAUACACACGGUUGACUUGGGGGCGCGAGUCUGCCAAUCGGCGGACGGUAGAGGCGUGGCUGUGGCUCGAUGA